Messenger RNA from Gastrolobium bilobum, 1662 nucleotides. Its product is annotated as scopoletin glucosyltransferase-like. Gene Ontology annotation, molecular function: UDP-glycosyltransferase activity. The transcript has a single exon. The coding region runs from base 130 to 1578 and encodes 482 amino acids. The record is from RefSeq and is a predicted model, not a curated record. Lineage: Eukaryota; Viridiplantae; Streptophyta; Magnoliopsida; Fabales; Fabaceae.
GAUUCCGUUCCUUUUUAUCAUGAAUUCUUCUCCUUCUCAAGCCAUAUGCUAAUAUGCAAGUAGGUAGCCAUACCGGAAGCACUCUCUCUUCCUGCACUUUUCCUUCUUGUUCAGUUUUAGUGAAAAAAGAUGAGUGACGAAUCUCAUAAUUUACACAUAUUCUUCUUCCCUUUCUUGGCUGAUGGCCAUAUAAUACCAACCAUUGACAUGGCCAAAUUAUUUGCAGCAAAAGGUGUCAAGGCCACCAUAAUCACCACUCCCCUCAACGCACCUUUCAUCUCCAAAGUCAUUGGAAAAUCCAAAACCGUUAGCAACGGGAUUCAUAUCCAAACCAUUGAGUUCCCCUGUGCAGAAGCUGGUUUACCUAAGGGUUGCGAAAAUUUUGACUCACUCCCUUCAUCAGAUUUACUUCAUUCCUUCUAUGUGGCUACUAGAUUGCUACAAGAGCCCCUCGAGCAACUAUUGCUUCAGCAGCAUCCAAAUUGUGUUGUUGCUGAUAUGUUUUUCCCGUGGGCAACUGAUUCUGCUGCCAAAUUUGGAAUUCCUAGGCUUGUGUUCCACGGGACUAGUUUCUUUUCCUUGUGUGCUAUGGCAAGUAUGAGACUUUACGAGCCUUACAAUAAUGUUUCUUCUGAUUCAGAAUCCUUUGUCCUUCCUAAUCUUCCGGGUGAGAUUAAAAUGACAAGGAUGCAGGUGCUACCUUUAGCAAAGAAACCUGGGAGCACCACAGGCUUUCCCAGAUUGUUGGAGGAAGCCCAGGAAUCGGAUUUUAGGUGCUAUGGGGUGGUUGUUAACAGCUUCUAUGAACUUGAGGAGGUAUAUGCAGAUCAUUACAGGAAGGUAUUUGGAAGAAAAGCAUGGCACAUUGGUCCGCUGUCUCUUUGCAACAGAGAUACAGAAGAGAAAGCACAUAGAGGAAAGGAGCUGUCUAUUGAUGCGCAUGAGUGCCUACAAUGGCUUGACAUGAAGAAACCCAAUUCAGUUGUUUACGUAUGCUUUGGAAGUGUGGUAAAAUUUCCCGAUUCUCAACUCAGAGACAUUGCUACGGGUCUUGAGGCUUCAGGUCAACAAUUCAUUUGGGUCGUGAGGAAAAGCAAAAAAGAUGGAGAAGAGAGAGAGGAAUGGCUACCUGAAGGAUUUGAGAAGAGAAUGGAAGGGAAGGGACUAAUUAUAAGAGGUUGGGCACCUCAAGUGUUAAUUCUUGACCAUGAAUCAAUUGGAGCAUUUGUGACUCAUUGUGGAUGGAAUUCAACAUUGGAAGGAGUGAGUGCUGGGGUACCUAUGGUCACUUGGCCUGUGUUUGCAGAGCAAUAUUACAAUGAGAAGCUGGUCACUGAGGUCCUUAAAAUUGGGGUACCUGUUGGAGCUAAAAAAUGGGUAGGAAUGGUUGGGGAUACUAUUAAAUGGGAUGCGGUGGAGAAGGCUGUGAAAAGGAUAAUGGAAGGGGAAAAUGCCGAGAAAAUGAGGAACAAAGCGAAAUUGCUCUCACAGCUUGCUAGGCGGACCGUGGAAGGAGGUGGAUCAUCAUACUCAGAUUUGAAUGCUUUAAUUGAGGAGUUGGGUUCCUUGAGUCACUGAUAUAACCCAGCAAAAAUGCUAUUCAUAUUAUAUGUUAUGUGCAUAUCCUUCAUAACAUGUUGCUUUAUUAUCUGAAUUUCAAUG